Molecule: messenger RNA, 6890 nt
Organism: Saccostrea cuccullata (small rock oyster)
Lineage: Eukaryota; Metazoa; Mollusca; Bivalvia; Ostreida; Ostreidae
Product: SCO-spondin-like
Exons: 41
Coding region: 184-6213 (2009 amino acids)
Cellular component (GO): extracellular region
Molecular function (GO): protein binding; chitin binding
Source: RefSeq, a predicted model, not a curated record
UGCUUCUCAGGUGGCCUAGAGCUGCUCCUCCUACUAGUGGGCGCCGUGUUCGUCACGAAAUGCUCGAAAUCGAAAUCGUCCAUAUCCGGUGGUCUGAUUCUGUUGGCGAUUGCCUUUCUGGCUAGCACCACUGCAGUUUUAGGGGCGCCCGAUAAUCGUGGUAAGGAGUUUGUCAUUGGUUUUAUGGAAAACGAGAUCUAUCGAUCUAGCUACCAGUGUGAGCUCUUCAUCACCACCGCCAGCACGACAAAAGUUAGUGUAAAAGUAGACUCCCCAAAGUGUUCCAACCCUAAAAUCUCAGCUUCCUUCUCCAUAACAGCUGGUCAAGUUAAACAACUCUUCUUACAUAGCAAAAUAAGAAUGUACGGAUCAGCGAAAGGCAACAAAGGUAUCUUGGUCACCGCCUCCGACGAAAUCGUGGUUUAUGGCAUUAACAAAGAACCUUAUUCCAAUGAUGGUUUCGUGGGUCUUCCCACUGAUGUUUUGUCUGAUGAAUAUUAUGUCGUUUCGUGGUACCCUCCGUCCAUGCAAUGUCAGUUAAUGGUUGUUGGGGUGGAAGAUUCAACGAAAGUCACCGUCACUCUGGGUCAGUACAUGGGAAGUAAAUAUGUCACUUAUAAUAAAAAGAAUUAUAAAAAAGGCAAUUCUAUAUCAGAGAAUCUGAACAAAUACGACACGUGGCAGCUCGUCAGUACUGGCGACAUGAGUGGAAGUAAAGUCACGUCUAAUAAAAGGAUAUCCAUUUUCUCUGGAAACAAGAGAACAAAUAUAGGCAAAGGCACUUCUCGGGAUCAUUUGGUAGAGCACAUGACUCCUGUCAACACUUGGGGUAAAACUUUUGCAACUGUCCCAAUUCCGAAGAGAACCGUUGGGGAUUACUUUAAAUUCAUUGCCAGCGAGGCUAACACCAAAGUAAAAAUAUCAGGUGGUUAUUCGUCAUCAUUUACUAUAUCUAAGGCGGGAGGCGUGGUACAGAAGCUUAUCUCCUCCAAAGCCUACUGUAGGGUAGUUGCAGACAAGCCCAUCAUGCUUGUCCAAUUUGUCCAAUCCCAGCAGAGCUCCUCCGAAGAAUCUGACCCGGCCAUGAUGAUCAUUCCUCCAUGUGAACAGUAUGCUGCAGAUUAUACGUUUACUACGCCAAAAUAUUCCAAAGGGUCCUAUGAAAAUUACUUUAUGUUCAUUGUCGAGGAAAAGGAAAAGUCCGGUCUGAGAAUUAACGGCAAGGCGUUCUCCAGCAAUACCAAAUUUAAUCCAAUCUCGGGAACCACUCUUGUAGGAGGAUACAUCUCUAUACCUGAAGGGACUCACACAGUUCGUCACACGUCUCCUAUUGCUAUCUUUGGAGGGUUUUUAUACGGAAGGGCUAGUUAUGAAACGUAUGGGUUUACCACUGGUAUGAGAAUGGCCAAAGUAAAUGCUAUUUGUGUUCCAACGCCGACUGUGACGGGUGACGGUAUUGACAACGAUUGUGACGGCAAGAUUGAUGAGGAACUGUGUACUCCGGAAAACAAAAAUAAAGAUGAUGACGGCGAUGGAAAGGUUAAUGAAGACUGCGCUAAACCUCUACCAAUUGAUGGUAACUGGGCUAGUUGGACUUCCUACGGCGCAUGCUCGGUGACAUGUAAGCCAACAUCUCGCACGGCAACUGGAACUAAAACUCGAACCCGAACUUGUUCCAAUCCAGCCCCUGCAUAUGAUGGAAAACAGUGUGCUGGUUCAGGGACCCAAACUUCCUCUUGCUCGGCAACCAAUCCAUGCAAAGUACAGAGAUGUUACACAUGCUCAUAUGGAAAGAAAAAUAGUGACUGUACAAAGAUAGAAACUUGCAAGCAGGAUGAGGAGUCCUGUGAAACAAAAGUAAAACGAGAUAAAGCCGAAAUUAAGAUGACAUGUAGAAAGACCAAAGACUGCAAACCUAAGUGUGUUGGAAAUGACAAUGAAUGUACCAUGUGUUGCACCGGUGAUCUGUGUAACAAAGGUCAAGGAUAUGCCGAGUUCAAAACUUGGGGACAAUGGUCUUCAUGUAGUAAACAAUGUGGAGGAGGCAAGCGCAGCAGAAGCAGAGAAUGUUCCAAUACCGGCAACCGUCCAUGUUCUGGUGAUACCAAAGAGGAGCAAGAUUGCAACAAGAAUGCAUGUCAAACAAACGUUUGUGUCAAGGAUUGUAAAGGUGUGAAGAAUGGAGACUACCAAUCCUGUAGCACAUGUAACGGUUUCAUCAAAUGUUCUAACCACAGACUGUAUAAUUUCAAAUGCCCAGGAUCUACUGUCUGGGAUGACAAAGUUAAACGAUGUGAAUGGAAAUCAACUACUUGUAAUUCUCAACCAGCUUUAAUGAGAUGUUACACAUGCUCAUAUGGAAAGAAAAAUAGUGACUGUACAAAGAUAGAAACUUGCAAGCAGGACGAGGAUACUUGUGAAACGAAGAUACACAGAGAUAAGGCUGAAAUUCGUAAGAAGUGCGAAAAGGCCAAGGAUUGCAAGCCCAAAUGCGAUGCAAAAGACAAGGAAUGCACCAUGUGUUGCAAAGGAGAUCUGUGUAACAAAGAUCAAGGAUAUGCCGAGUUCAAAACUUGGGGACAAUGGUCUUCAUGUAGUAAACAAUGUGGAGGAGGCAAGCGCAGCAGAAGCAGAGAAUGUUCCAAUACCGGCAAUCUUCCAUGUUCUGGUGAUACCAAAGAGGAGCAAGAUUGCAACAAGCAAGCCUGUGCACCAAAAGUACAGAGAUGUUACACAUGCUCAUAUGGAAAGAAAAAUAGUGACUGUACAAAGAUAGAAACGUGCAAGCAGGAUGAGGAGUCCUGUGAAACAAAAGUAAAACGAGAUAAAGCCGAAAUUAAGAUGACAUGUAGAAAGACCAAAGACUGCAAACCUAAGUGUGUUGCACAUGAGAAGGAAUGUACCAUGUGUUGCACCGGUGAUCUGUGUAACAAAGGUCAAGGAUAUGCCGAGUUCAAAACUUGGGGACAAUGGUCUUCAUGUAGUAAACAAUGUGGAGGAGGCAAGCGCAGCAGAAGCAGAGGAGGCAAGCGCAGCAGACGCAGAGAAUGUUCCAAUACCGGCAACCGUCCAUGUUCUGGAUCUGAAUGUUUCACAUGCAGUAAUGCAAAUUCUAAUGAGGAGUGUAAUAAAAAAGGAGGAAAGAGGAAAUGUCACUCUGGACAAAAUACAUGCUUCACAAGAAUAGACAAAAGGACGAAAAAGAUAAUAAAGGCCUGUACAAAUGUAUGUAAACCAGUCUGUGAUGGCAGGGCCUGUACCUACUGCUGCAAUACCCCUGGCUGUAACAGUGAAUAUGGGACUUAUGGACAAUGGUCACCAUGGAAACAGGAAACCAUAAAGAACGUUGAUGUAUUGGUUCGGAGGCGGAAAUGCUCAAGUGAGAUGUGUUCUGGGAAGAAAGAGGAAACAAAGCCCUGUUCACCGACACUAUGUACAAGCCCAGCCCAUAGAUGUCAUGUGUGCAACAAGGCAAAAAGUAACGUGGAAUGUCUAAAAGUUGAAAAGUGCAAUAAGGAUGAGGAGUCAUGCGAAACCAAAGUAUAUAGGAGCAAAACUGAAAUAUCUAAGAAAUGCAAGAAAACAAAGGAUUGUAAUUCAAAGUGUGACCCCAAGGACGAUUCCUGUGUGACUUGUUGUACAGGGUCAUUGUGCAACAAGGACAGUGGUUAUGCCAAAUGGAGCACUUGGGGACCAUGGACCUCCUGCAAUAAGCAGUGCGGGGGUGGAGUUCAGAGGAGGAAGAGGGCGUGCUCUACUACCUCCAUGCCGUGUUCCGGUGACCAGGAAGACUCCAAGAAAUGUAACACACAACGGUGUUCUAAUGUGAUUCAGCCUGCAACCAUUCCUCCAAAUUCGUUGAAAUCUGGCUGUUACAUAUGCAGUCACGAAAAAUCAAGCGAUGCAUGUAAUGCGAAGGGAAUUCAGGCAUGCCCGAAGGGAAAAGAGUUUGUCAAAAUUGUUUGUUAUAUAGAAUUUGGCAAAUAUGGACAGUGGUCGUCGUGGAAAGAAAAGAAAACCAAAGGUGGCAAAGUAUUAGAGCGAAAACGAGACUGUACAACGACAGAAUGUUCUGGUGUCACUGUUGAGACAAAACCCUGCACACCGGCUUUGUGUUCUGGCUACACACAGCAAUGCAACGUCUGUAACAAAGCAAAGAAAAACAGCGAAUGUACGAAAAUAGAGACGUGCAAAAAGGACGAAGAUACUUGCGAAACUCGUGUAGAAAAGAACAAGGCCGAAAUAACAAAACGGUGUCGAAAGGAAAAGGACUGCAAACCAAAAUGUGAUCCUAAAGAUAGUUAUUGUGUUACCUGCUGCAAGGGAUCGCUGUGUAAUAAGGACGAAGCAUAUGGAAAAUACAGUCUCUGGAGCGUCUGGACAGCCUGCAGUAAGCGAUGUGGUGGUGGCAAACGAAGCAGGACCAGGAAGUGUUCCUCCACAAAACUGCCUUGUGAAGGACCAUCUACAGAGGAACAGGACUGCAACACUGCAUCUUGUGUGCAAUCAUCAGAAUGUCAGAAAUGUACAGGUGCGAAAAAUAAUGCUGAGUGUAACAAACAAAACAAAGAAAUUUGUUCAGCAUAUCAGUCCUGUGAGACAAAGAUUGAUCGUCGUACCAAAGCUUUGACGAAGAAAUGUACGCCGACGUCCUCUUGUAGAACCCUCUGUCAUGGCAACUCAGCCGUCUGCACGUUCUGUUGUCAAGGAGACAACUGUAAUGAAGUUUAUGGUGAAUGGGCACCUUGGAGUGCUUGGGCACUAAAGAAUGGAAAGAAAACUAGAAUUCGAUCUUGUAACACUAUUGAGUGUUCAGGGGACGGUACAGAGGAGCAAACAUGCACUGGUACAGCAUGCUCAGGCGUACAAAAAUUCCAGUGUAGAAGUUGUACAAACGCAAGAUCCGACGCAGAAUGUAACUUCGGAAGCUUUGUCACGUGCCCUGCUGAUCAACAAACAUGCCAAACCAAAGUUGUUCGUGGAUCUGGACUGAUAACAAAGGGAUGCGCAGCUCCGUCCUCCUGUACGCCUUCCUGCACAGCUGGAAGUCAGACCUGUACAUUCUGUUGUUCCGGAUCCCAGUGUAAUGAAAACUUUGGAUCCUGGGGAAUGUGGGGUUCGUGGUCUGUUACUGGACCCAAAGGAAGCCUGAUGACCCGAAAACGCACCUGUACAUCUAUAGAAUGUUCUGGAGAAACCGAGGAGACAGUCAAAUGCCAGGGACCCAUUUGUUCACAAUUUAGAUGUCAAGCCUGCAACAAUGCCAACUCAAACGAUGAAUGCAAUAAACAAGGCUUCCAGACCUGUUCCCAAGAUCAAGAUACCUGCGGAACUACGGUUGAGCGAGCAACAAAGCGCAUGUCCAAGGGCUGUAAAGCUAAAGGUGCAUGUACUCCAUGGUGUGACGCCGUAUCGUGCACCUUCUGUUGUAAAGGCGCUUACUGUAAUGACGUUUAUGGCGUCUGGCAGCUCUGGACAUCUUGGAAGGUGGUCCUAGAAAACAACGUAUAUAUCAGACAGCGAACACGUGACUGUGCUACGACAGAGUGUUCCGGAGACGGCAUAGAAAAAGAACCAUGCACAGGAACAAUGUGCACAAGCACUACAAAGCCUGCAGUAGACGGAGGGUUCACCGAUUGGUCAAGUUGGACAUCCUGUUCCAAAACCUGUGGAACGGGAAUUGCCGAGAGGUCAAGAACAUGUACCCAACCUGUCCCAGAAAAUGGCGGGAAAAACUGCACAGGAGGUUAUGCGGAAUCCAAAACUUGUAGCACACAACCAUGUGCAGUGGACGGGACAUGGGGAGUAUGGGGACCCUGGGCACCGUGUUCUAAGACCUGUGGUGGCGGGAAACAACACCGUGAGAGGAAGUGUGACGACCCCGCCCCCGCUCACGGUGGCAGCGACUGCUCAGGGGACUCUACACAGCUAGACGACUGCAAUACCAUUCUUUGUCCUUUGCCUUCAUCGGGUCAAUAUGUGCAAAAAUGUCCCCGGGGCUGGUUCACGUGCAAGAGUGGAGGCAUCACUUGUAUCGACGAAUCCUUUAAGUGCGACUGUUCUAACGACUGCGACGACGGCAGCGAUGAGGAAAUAGCGUAUGCGUCAUGUACCAUCUCACAAAUGCAGGGCUGUCAAAGUGGAACGGAUCAUGUGAAAAUAUCAUGGUGGGUUCUACUACUGACGCUCGCUGCUGUACUUGUGCUGCGUUAACAUGAAAACAAUAUUUCCAACGGAAAGGCAAAAACUGUUGUUAAAAAUCCUGAAUACUUUUUAUAAUGGCUAAAUUGUGAUACAUUUAUGACGUCUGAUUUUGAGCUCAGCACGUCUUGUUUUUUCGGAUUUUCUUGACAAGGCGGGCCGGGGAAGGGAUAUGGAUUUACGAAUUCUUAAUGAAAUCAUCAAAUUCCACUCGAAAUCGGUGUCAUAUUUGUUUAGCAAGUAUCAUUUAUUACACAGAAAUGAUAUCAAACUGUUGAAUUUUAGCCAACCAAUCAAAAGAGGUAUUUGAUUUCUUGAGUAUUUGAUAUACUUUGAACAUAUUUUAUCAUGUGCUAAACAUAUAUGCCAUAAGGCGACAGGAUUUUUAUAUAAAAAUAUAACAGUUAGACUUGUGAUGUCAUAAUGAAACACGAUUCGGAUAUCGCAAUGUAAUGUUACGCGAUUGCUUUGUCUUAAUGUAACAAUUAGGAAUGUUUUAAUUUAUAAUGAAACCGUUACAAUGUAUGUCGUUAUGCAAUAGUAGAAUGUUUUUUUAUCUAAUACUUCGUAUGUUUAUGUCAUAAUGUAACAGUUUAAUUUGCACACAGGACACAAGAUCUCGAACUGUGUAUCUCCUUGAUAUGUUACGUUGAUUUUGUUAAUUUUUAAAAUAAACUUUUGCAGCUUUC